AUGUUCAAUCCUACUGCUGGUGAGUACUUUGGUGAAACAUGGCAAACCCGAAAGACGGGGAAGAAUGGUGAGCCGGUCGCCAUGUCGGUGCAUUACAUGAGGUCUGGUGCACAGUCCUCAAUGAGUAGGGAUGACUCGUUUGAUUCACAGCCAAUCUCACAAUCCGUGCGCCCUGGGACUCGGGAACGCCGCCCCGGCACAUCUGAUGACUCGUUGACGUCCUCUAAUGCUCCAGCACGCGGGAGAAGUCAUCGAAGUCCCACUCAGAAGACAAUGCUAUCCAAGGCACUAGCCAAGGCGAACUCAGCUGUCCUCCUCGAUAAUGCACAGAACAUCGAUGGCGCCAUCGAAGCAUACCAUGAGGCUUGUGAACUUCUACAGCAGGUCUUGGUUCGGAGUUCAGAUAUGGAUGAUCGAAAGAAAUUGUCGGCCAUCCGAAGCACAUAUUCCAACAGAAUAGCAGAGCUACAUGACCUCGAUGACUCCUUCUCUGGUCUUCUUGAGAAGGCCCUCCCGGAAGAUCCCCCUUUUGAUGACACAAAUCAGUCUUUCUUCACCAAUGACGGGAGUGAACAAGAUACCGCCGCUGUCUUGGAGACCGUUCAUAUCCCUCCGCGACAGGAGUCAUUGUUACCCGAACUCUUCGGAGGAAAUACUUAUCUAGCAGAACAGUCCACGCGCAAGAGGAUACAAAUCCCCAGUUUGGCUGUGCCUAUGGACUCAGACUACAUGCCUCCACCUCUAUCACCGCGAAGACCAUUAUCUCCAAUAGGUGAUAGAGAUACCGACACCCCCCUUGCCACUCAAAGGCCAGCAGACGUGACAAAUCGCAUUCUACAAUCCCGUGAUGGAAGUACUACCGAGUCUACCUCGUGGUUGGAUACAUUCGAAGAUGGAGAGUCUUCGACGAGAUCGUCCCGAUUAUCUUCGAUUGACUUUGGACUCCGCGAUGGUCACGGACUAGUUGACGACAUUGAGGCCGAAUUCGAUGCCGCGCUCAACGCUGCUGUAGAUGCGGCUUGGGACGACAAUAUUGCUGAUGAAUCCACCCCUCGACCCGACAAAAGCGAUGAUUUUCCUCCGGACUUCACGCUCCCUCAACUCCCUCAGGUAGAUCCGUCGUCCGCGCCUCGAAGUCUUCUCUCCAACCUGGAACUGACCCGAGAAUAUGACGAGGGCGAUUCAUCAGAGGAAGAGGAGAGAUUAUUAGAAGAGAUGACUAAAGGCUACGUCUUUGAUGAUUUCUCCUUUGACAACAAGUCGAAGUCGGCACUUCCUCGUCAGUCUGAUUCGAGCAACACUUCUGCCCGAACCUGGUCUGACUCGAUUCCUUCUACCAUAAACACCAACGUCACAACGUUGAGCACUCUGGCCGAAACAUCUGAACCUGCAUCUGAACAAUCGCCUCGCCCAAUCCCACCUGCUAAGAACUCUCCAAUAACGGCUCCCCCUACAGUUGCCCUUCCACCCGCGCCUGGCUUACCACUACCAAAGCCUAGCAGUAGACCCACGAGCAUUGACAGAUACGCCGGUUUAGGUAUACGAGAAAGAAGAUUCUCAGGUCAAAGCAGCAGCCAACUCAAGAUCGAAACGUUUGCUCGACGAAACUCUACCACUUUAGCUCCAAAACCUUCUGGACUAGCACAAACAAAGACAACCACCGAUUCAUCGAAUGAUCAGCUUAGAUUGCCACAAACAGCCCCUUUAGACGGUUCCAAUGCCAUGUUGCUGGGAUCGUUACUCCCAAUAACGCCACUGACUUCGCUACCCUCGACGGAUUCUGCUCUGAGUGAAUCACCUGUCACUCCCGCUUUAACACAAGGUGGUUCCCAGGGUAGUAUUGAUGAAACAAAUGUUCAGCCACCGUCCCCAGGGAAACAGUUUCCUGGGAGGAUGAUGCCUCCACCUGCAGUAAAGAAGAACCUUUCCUCAUCGAGUCUGAGGAUGCGAAAUUUGUCUGUUGCAACGACUGAUACCACAGGGGAAUCUCCCGUUACACCUCUUAGCGCCACUUUUACCGGAGAGAGCAAAAAGGUUGUUCCUCCCUUACCAUCUGCGGCUCUACCCACUCCAUCCAGUGGUGCAUUUGGGCCUCAUUUGCUGCAAACUGGUGGAUAUUAUCUAUUUGAAGAUCAUACUGGCGCUGUCGUAUCAUCUGAAGCACCUCUCAGUCCCACCGGUGCUGUUCAGGGUCCCCCAGCUCUUCCACUUGAGCCUUGUCCAGAAUCAGCAUUGCUAAGACCGUUUUGGUUAAUGCGAUGCCUUUACCAGACAUUGGCUCACCCGAGAGGGGGGUAUCUUACAACACGGCUGUUCAUUCCACGUGAUAUUUGGCGUGUGAGAAAUAUCAAGCUGAGGGCUCUCGAGGAUAAGGUCUCUCAAUGCGAUCUUUUGACGGCAGCUUUACUAAAAGUUGCCAAAGUGGAUACAUUUGAUGCUGAUGCCGUUUUGGAUGAGUUACAAUCAUUCGAGAUGGUUCUCGAUCAAGUCCGGAGUACACUGCAGAAGAAGAUCGGCAAUGAGGUUGGAUUGUCGGGUUCAUCCAGCCUGUUCAAAGGUACUGGAGAGGAGCAGGAUCCAACCUCAUCCAAACCGAACCACACUACUGCUAAAUCCUUAGCUUCAAGCUGGAGGAAACUACGCUCUAAAUCGAGUACACCAGCAAUCGGCAAUCAGACUGGACCAAACGUACUGUCUGGGUCGAACAUGCAAUCGCUGCCAAUGACCUCGUCUUCAUCGGUUCCAUCAUCUCGAUCUCAUGCGAGCAGGAAAAUUGCUCCACCGCCCACUCCGAGUACACUGACGAAUGUUCAACCACUGCAUGCUAGUUACAUGUCGAGCCUCGCACGGCUCUUUGACGCUGCUCAAGUUUUGGAUGGAAUUGCCCGUCAAGUGGAAGACCCAGGCUUGAAAUGCAGCAGCAAGACCCAAGUGGGUCUCGAAUUAGGCGUGAAGAAUGCAGCCGAGUUCUUCGCCUUCUAUAUUAUCCGCUUUGUAAUGGCGGAUCUGACAUUAAUGAUUGACAAGUUUGUCAAAAGAGGAUCCGAAUGGGUUCUAACUUAG
This is a messenger RNA of Exophiala aquamarina CBS 119918, 3063 nucleotides long. RefSeq lists its product as uncharacterized. NCBI's taxonomy places the organism in Eukaryota, Fungi, Ascomycota, Eurotiomycetes, Chaetothyriales, Herpotrichiellaceae. Bases 1 to 3063 code for a protein of 1020 amino acids. The transcript has a single exon. The record is from RefSeq and is a predicted model, not a curated record.